Messenger RNA from Fragaria vesca subsp. vesca, 1827 nucleotides. Its product is annotated as glutathione gamma-glutamylcysteinyltransferase 1-like. Lineage: Eukaryota; Viridiplantae; Streptophyta; Magnoliopsida; Rosales; Rosaceae. Gene Ontology annotation, molecular function: metal ion binding; glutathione gamma-glutamylcysteinyltransferase activity. The record is from RefSeq and is a predicted model, not a curated record. The transcript has 8 exons. Bases 55 to 1566 code for a protein of 503 amino acids. Gene Ontology annotation, biological process: response to metal ion; cellular detoxification of cadmium ion; detoxification of copper ion.
CAGCUUUUUGUUCGAUUUCCGGUUUAAUUUGAGGAAAAUUAAUCGGAAAAAAAAAUGGCGAUGGCUGGGCUGUACCGACGAGUCCUUCCUUCUCCCCCUGCCGUAGAAUUUGCUUCUCUAGAGGGAAAGAAACUUUUUCUUGAAGCCAUUCAGAAGGGAACUAUGGAGAACUUCUACAGGCUAAUUUCUUAUUUCCAGACACAAUCGGAGCCUGCUUAUUGUGGAUUGGCGAGCCUGUCCAUGGUCUUGAAUGCUCUUGCUAUUGAUCCUGGAAGGAAAUGGAAAGGACCCUGGAGAUGGUUUGAUGAGUCCAUGUUAGACUGCUGUGAAUCUUUGGAAACUGUCAAGUCCAAAGGCAUCUCAUUCGGGAAGCUAGUGAGCUUGGCCCACUGUGCUGGAGCAAAAGUUGAAGCAUUUCGUACUAAUCAUAGCAAUAUUGAUGAGUUCCGUAAAUAUGUCAUGAGAUGUUCCAGUUCUGAUGAUUGUCACGUGAUCUCAUCAUAUGAUAGAUCAGUCCUCAAACAGACUGGUACCGGUCACUUUUCACCCGUUGGUGGCUAUCAUGCUGAUAAGGACAUGGCUCUAAUUUUGGAUGUUGCACGCUUUAAGUAUCCUCCUCAUUGGGUGCCCCUCAAUAUCCUUUGGGACGCCAUGAGUAAUGUUGAUGAAUCUACUGGACAACGCAGAGGGUUUAUGCUAAUAUCUAGGCCUCACAGGGAGCCAGGACAGCUUUAUACCCUGAGCUGUAAACAUGAGAGUUGGGUUGGCGUUGCAAAAUACUUGAUGGAUGAUGUUCCUCUUCUCUUAAAGUUAGAGGAUGUGAAAAACGUUCAGGAAGUUUUGUCUGUUGUUUUCAUGUCACUCCCUUCAAAUUUUGAAGAUUUUAUAAAGUGGGUUGCAGAAGUUCGGAGGCGAGAAGAUGUAGGCCAGACCUUAAGCACAGAGGAAAAAGCUAGGCUUGCUGUCAAGGAGGAGGUAUUGAGACAAGUGCAGGAGACUGGGCUUUUUAAACAUGUGUCAAAAUUAUUAUUAUCGUCAAAAAAUUCUUGCUGCAGAAACCUAACUUCUGGUCGUGAAGAAGACUUGCCUGACAUUGCUGCUAGUGUUUGCUGCCAUGGGGCACAAAUCUUAUCGGGCAACUCUGCCUCCCCAUUGGUAUACUGUUGUCAAGAAACAUGUGUGAAAUGCUUGAAGGCUAAUGGUGACAAGCCAGUCACGGUGGUGUGUGGUACGGUGAUAAAUGGUGGAAGUGAGGAGAGGGUGGACAUGUUAGUUCCAUCUUCCCAAAUGAAUUUGAGUUGCUGUUGUGCUGGCUCAAUAAAUCACAUUGGGCUUCACCCAGCUAGUAAUGAUGUUCUAACGGCACUUCUACUAGCCUUGCCUCAAAAAACAUGGUCUGGGAUCAAAGAUGUGAAGCUUUUGAAAGAAAUUUACGGCCUUGUUUGCACUGCAAGUCUACCUACUUUGCUUCAAGAAGAGGUUUUACACUUGCGGCGUCAGCUCCACCUUCUCAAGAAAUGCCAAGAAAAUCGGAUAGAAGAGGACCUCGGCGAGCCUCUCUCUUAGAACUGAUUCUCCCUUUCCUCCCAUGUUUCUAUUAUCUCCAACCACACAGGGGAUUAUAUCAAAUCAUUUUCGUUGUACUUCUUCCGUCGUAGGUUGUAAUGUAAAAAGAGGUAGUAAGUCCAUAUCUGAACAGCUGGCAGAACGGAUUAGUUCCGGCUAAUAGGUUAGAUGUUGAGCAUGAGACAAGCUGUAAAACUCGACUUUCUUAUGUUUGCAAAUGUGUCGAUUGAUUUUACAUCCAAACUAUAAUGAAUUAAUUUU